Molecule: messenger RNA, 327 nt
Organism: Trichomonas vaginalis G3
Lineage: Eukaryota; Parabasalia; Trichomonadida; Trichomonadidae
Product: protein of unknown function (DUF4558) family
Exons: 1
Coding region: 1-327 (108 amino acids)
Source: RefSeq, a predicted model, not a curated record
AUGUCGAGACAAAGUAAACCAAGCGUUCCUGCUAAUAUUCAAGCUUUAAUACGUGCUAAUGAUCUCCACGCUGAAGCUGUAGAGCAGGCAAAAAUUAAUCUUUCAAAAGCAAACGAAACAAAGUUCCGUGAAUCUCACGCAAGCUUUAUUCGCAAUGCCGAAGUUAGAAGAAAUGCAAAACUUAGUCACCAAGAAGAAGUACUGGCGCACGCAGAUCUUAUUUGCGAUAGAAGAGCACGCUUAGCAGCACAAUUUGCGGAAGAUAAGGAAGAAUGGCAAAAGGAACUUCAAGCUAGAGGUAUGACAUUUCAAAAGACCAUGAUAUAA